AUGUCGAAGAUCAGUAUUCCAAAGGGCUGUAUCAAGCUCGCCGGACUGCUCUUCAAGCCAGUCUCUAUCUCGGGAAAAGCUCCGGGAGUUGUCGUCAUCCACCCAGGCGGAGGUGUUAAAGAGCAAAGCGCCAGCAUCUACGCCAAAAAGCUAUCCGAACAGGGUUACAUCGCAAUUGCGUACGAUGCAGCCCAUCAGGGUGAUUCGGAAGGUCUUCCCCGCCACCUUGAAGACCCUGCAGUGAGAACAUCAGACGUGUCUGCUGUGGCGGACUAUCUUGAACGACUGGAUGACGUGGAUGCUAGUCGCCUCUUUGUAGUUGGCGUCUGCGCAGGUGGGGGAUACGCUGUAGCUGCAGCGAAGGGUGACCACCGUUUCAAGGCUGUUGCCAUCGUCAGUCCUGUUAACGGAGGCGAUGGCGCCCGUCUUGGCAUUGAUGGAAAAGGAGACCCUGCACAUGCAGCUGCGGCCCUUGAUCAGAUCGCGCUCGGGAUCCAGUCCGAGGCUCAAACCAAUGAAGCGAUCACUAUUCCUAUCAUCCCGCCCAAGGGCGACAACCCAGGUCGCGAUACGCUGGAUACACACGAGUACUAUUUCACAUCACGAGGACAACAUCCCAACUCUCAGAACAAAAUGGCUCUUCGUUCUGUCCCCUUCGUUAUGGGCUGGGAUGCAUGGGGAUUUGCAGAUGUUCUCCUUACGCAACCUUUGUUGAUUGUUGUUGGUGAGGAGUCAGCGAAUAAGUGGCAUGCUGACAGGCUCUUUAAACUUCUCAGCGGCAAGAACAAGGGUCUCAAGCGGGUCAUUUGGCCCAAUGCCUACCAUAUCGACUUUUAUGACAAGGAGGAGUAUGUCAACGCCACUAUUGAAGAGAUUAACACUCUGUUUAAGAGUGUGUAG
Alternaria arborescens is the source of this 900-nucleotide messenger RNA. RefSeq lists its product as hypothetical. The coding region runs from base 1 to 900 and encodes 299 amino acids. NCBI's taxonomy places the organism in Eukaryota, Fungi, Ascomycota, Dothideomycetes, Pleosporales, Pleosporaceae. The record is from RefSeq and is a predicted model, not a curated record. Gene Ontology annotation, molecular function: hydrolase activity. The transcript has a single exon.